Sesamum indicum (sesame) is the source of this 6006-nucleotide messenger RNA. Its product is annotated as Zinc finger C-x8-C-x5-C-x3-H type family protein. Lineage: Eukaryota; Viridiplantae; Streptophyta; Magnoliopsida; Lamiales; Pedaliaceae. Gene Ontology annotation, molecular function: metal ion binding. The record is from RefSeq and is a predicted model, not a curated record. Gene Ontology annotation, cellular component: nucleus.
CCACCACCACCACCAUCUCAGGUAUGGCAACGUCCUACACCCUCCUGAUUUCAUUCCACAACCAUAUACUAAUCACCUUCCGCCACCGCCGCCCCCACCUCAACCUCGUCCUUCGCAAAUCCUUCUCCCACCACCACCACCACCGCCGCCGUCUCAGUCUCGUUCCAUCGCAAAUCCUCCACUUCCCCCUCGCUUCACUUUCUCUCCACCACACCACCCUAUUAUUGAAAGGUCUCAUCCUUACGAACUUCCGCCAUCAAAACCCUAUUUCUAUCGCGAAAUUCUUCCUUCGCCUCCACCUCCACCACCGAGAGAAAACAGACCUUUACCGUUUAUCCAUGAUUUUCCCGAGCGAAACCCAAUCUUCAAGGCUGAGAUUUUUCGUCCGGGUUCUAGUGAUAAUUAUUUUCAUGACCUGGCCGAAAAGUGGGAUCGAGAUUUGCGUUGGGGUCCGAAGGAACUUCACACAAGGGUUUCGGAUAUAGUAGAUCAUGGGAGAGACCGUGAUGUUAUAUUUCAGAGUCGGGAGAUGUACGACAAGAAGGCUGAUGAUAGGAGAUGGGAUAUUGGCAGUAAUGAUUGGGCCCGUAGCUUAUACAAGGAGAGAAAUUAUGAAGAGAGGAGAUGGGAUAGCAGUAUCAAUGAUCGGAGUCGUGAGUUGUUCCUUGAGACAGAUUAUGAUCAGAGGAGAUGGGAUAAUCGAACCGAUGACCCAGUUCAGAAGUUCUACUUUGAGGGUGGUGAGGAAAGGAGAUGGAAUUAUGGGAAUAAUGAGGAGGUUUGGUUACGACUGGAGAAGAGGCAACGGUGUGUGGAGGAUAAUUUGAAUUUGGAUAGAUUUAGUGGUAGGUUGGGGAGGGUCGUUAUCGGGGGAGAUUUAAUUAGGUCUAAGAAGAAGAGAAGAAUGCAGAAAAAGAAUGCUUUAAGGAUUAAAUUAGGAAAAGCUUGCAGCAGGCAUGGUGGAGGUUAUAAGUCUCAGCAUUUUUCAAAGGAGUUGAGUAGCGGUAGUUUCAGAGGCAACAGAAAGCAAGAGUUUGAGUGGUCGCAACCAAGAAGUGAAGACAAGCGAGAGAGGGACCAAAGUCCUAUGGAGCUUGCUAUUUCAUUUAAGUCAAAUGCACUCGUGGCCAAGGCUAUUUUGGCACCGUCUUGUCCAGGUGUUAAGUCAGAUUUAUAUUUGAGCGAUGCGGACAAUGGAGAAGCAUAUAAUAUGUCUGGUUCGCCAUCCAACAAAACCAAGGAUGUGGUUGGAACUGACAUCUUGAGACGUGGGUCAGAUCUCCGAUAUGAUUCACAGGGAAGUUCAAAAGAGCUUCCAGAUGAAGCUGCGGUUUCUGGGAGAGGAAAUGUGACUGCCAGUGAUGCUAAUGAUCUAGGUGAAAAUGCUCUAAAGAAUGAAAAAGACAUGAACUUAUGGGCCGCCAACAACAUUGGAUCUGGCAGAAAACGUAGAAGCAGGUUAAGGAAAAAGAGGAAAAAUGGAAAGCAGCAUUUACGUGAAACCAAUCUGCAGAUAACAAAAGAUAUUGGAGAUAUCAAUAAUGCUAAGGAUAGCAUUAAUAGUCCGUGUGUUGUCCCUCUGCUAAACUCAGAUACAACUCUAUCCAAAGGGAACACGUCUUCUGAAUUUAUUGGUACUGUUCCUGAUACUGUUUUGCCCCCUUCACUAGGGUGCGUGGUUUCUGAGAAUGGUGACAUUAGUUCUGAUUCUUAUAAACCUUCUGUUCCUAACUUGAAGAGAAAAAGGAGCGGUUUGACCACAUUAUCAGCUUCAUCGUGCAUGGCUGAUAAUUCAGGCUGCAGGUGUUCUGGCCAUGCAGAGAGUUUGGUACCUACUACUGAGGACACUGAUCAUAUGUGCCGAGUGAGGGCUGAUGAGGGAGUCCCUUAUGCACAUGAACCUUUUUUGGCCAAUGAGAAUACUGGUCAUGAAGGCAGUUUGGGCUUCAAUUACUGUGCUGAUUCUCACGUCAAAUUUGUAAGUAAUAGGGCUUCCGUGUUGGGUACAGAGAAGAGCCCAGUUGAGUCUUUUGAUCGACGUAGAUUAGAUUAUACUAGUGAACAUUCUUCCCGGGAUGGGCUAGCAUCAUUGGAAAAUGCUUUUGCUAAAGGAGCUUCCGGAGUUAAGGUUUCGGUUGAAGGUCAUGGUAUGGUUGGCUUUUCAAGACCUCAGGAAGAUAAGUAUUUCUCAGAAAUUCAUGAACCAAAUCCAGUUUCAGUGUCCUUCAGUGCAUUACUUCAAAAUCCUGAGAGUGUUAUCAUUUCUAAUGUGGGCGCUGCAGAUGGUAAUUCAGAGGAGGUUUUUUCAGACCAGGUGAAUAUACGGCAAAUUGGGUUAGAUGCAGAUGAAUUCAGAAGUUUAGAAGGUGCUGAUGUUGCUGAUUAUUCAAACGUUAGUUCUGGUAUUGCCGCUAGUUCUCAUUUUCUUUCAGCAGAUUGUAAGGGGAUCAUAACUCAAUUCGAUGUUUCUUUUCCUGGUUUGAUGUGCAAAAAGUCAUCAUUUGAUGGGGCUGAAUUAUCAGAUAAAGUUGGAUCUAUUGAAGGAUCUCCAAAGGCAAUAAGUAAUGUGAACGCUUGCUUAUCUAUCAAUUAUUCACCCAGCCUAGUUGGAAAGAGGAAAACUAGAGAUGCUCAGAUGGGUCUUUCUGGUUCAAAGACUAAUCUGGUCGUUAGAACAGCUAGAUCUAAUGGUUUUGAAGUUGCAAGACUUUUGGCAAAGGAUCGACUUCCUUCUCUGGAAGUUGACUGUCGUGGUGAGAAAGACAGCUGUGAGGAGGAUGACCGCUUAAACAAAGGGUGCUCUAGAGUUGGAGAUUCGAGUCUAGAGGUUGAUCAUGGCGCAAAUGGCUACAGGAAGAAGAGGAAAGGUGGCAGCCCACUAUCAAAUCUCUCAUCAAUUUUAGAAGAUGAUACAGUUGCAGAUGGGCUUACCAGUGAUUACCCAAAACUUGAUCAGGGGUUUACUGGACCAUCUGAAUGUGAAGCUGAGCAAAGAGAUGUUCCUCCAUAUGUAUCUGCUGCCAUAGAAAAUUGUGAUACUUCCGAUGUGGAUGGCAAAGUUGGUAGUGAAACCUUUUAUGUUGGAGAUGAGAACGAGACUAUGGCUGAUGACGCGGAGCUGCAUGGGAAUGAUGGUCUGGCUUCUAGUGCGAAGAAUCUGCCUUUGUUUGCUGAUAGAAACUGUGUCUAUGCUUCUAGUUCUAGUGAUGAACUGUUAGCAUCUGGCUUUGAUAGGCAAUCCUGUAUGAGUUCUCCUGAAGAAUUGGCUUCUUACUCGGACUUUUCAAGGAACACCAGAACUUCAUCCCGCCGGUUAGCAAAUGAAAUGAGUUAUUGGAGAAGCAAUUUAUCUAACAGAAAGCUUGCGACUGCUGAUCAUAAUGCCUUUUCUCUUGGGAAAUCUUUGCAGAAGGCUUCAGACGAUUCACUAACUAAUGCUGAUCCAUUAUCUCCACCUGAGGAUAAUAAUAAAGUGGUGAAUAAGUUGAAUAUUGUACAUCAGAGGAAACUAACUUUGAGUGAGAAACAGUCUACUUCUGCUAUUCCCAAAGUUUUUCCGGGACAUCCUUUAAAUUUUAGCAAUCCAAGGAAAUUUCCUUCUACUCAUGUUACAAAAUCAAGGACGUGGCAUCGAACUGGUAGCUUUCCCCUUGCAGUUACAGAACCAAAAUCACAGCUUUAUCCCCUCCCCAAGAGUCAUGGAACAAAGACAGCCAGAACUACACACAGUUCAUAUAUACGAAAGGGUAAUAGUCUAGUGAGAAACCCUUCCCUGUCUCAUUUCACUCCACCUGGAUUUCAUGGUUCCACUUCCUCAAUUUAUAGGCUGACUCCUUGUUCAGAUAAUUCGAAGAAUAACCAAGCAUCUGAUAGCAAGGGUGAUGCUGAUGCUCCAACUCUACUGAGAACAGAGCAGGUAACAUCUCAGACAUUUGAGGCACUGCCUAUACAUCACAGUCAGAAAUCAGUGAACUGCAUAGUGAACAACUUGGAAGAUCUUUUGCCAGUAGGAAAUGCCCCCAGAAACAGUUCUCUGUCUAAAACUUCAGAUGCUUCAGAAAAAACCAUAACCUCUUCUGCGGUUCCUGAAAUCCAGACUGGUUUGGUCAAUAACUCAGACAUCCCGAGACCUGUAGAAGGGAUGGGAAAGAAGAUAAUGUAUGUUAAGAGAAGAUCUAAUCAGUUGGUUGCGGCUCCUAAUUCUGAUGAUAUGUCUAUGUUAGGGGUAGAUAAAAACCAAGCAUCAAUAUCUGAUGGUUACUACAAGAGUAGGAAAAAUCAGCUUGUAAGAGCUUCAUCAGAAAAUCAUGUGAAAAAAGGGAAUACAAAUUUAAAAUCAUGUGGGCUUGCGUCUCACACUGUUCUUCCUAGAACUUCUAGCAGGCGGCAGGCUGGUUUUGCCAAGACGUAUAGAUCUUCAAAAUUUUCAUUUGUGUGGAAACUACAUGAUAAGCAAUCUUCGGAGAAAAAUAAGAAUUCAGUAGGACCUCAGAAAGUAUGGCCACAUUUGCUUCCGUGGAAAAGAGCUUCAUAUUGGAGAAGUUUUGUGCAUGCUUUAGGUACUAAACCAAACAACAGUGCCCUCUCCACUGCCAGCCAAAAAUUGCUGAUCUCAAGAAAAAGAGGCGCCAUUUACACAAGAUCAAUUCACGGAUAUUCUCUUAGGAUGUCCAAAGUUCUAAGUGUUAGUGGCUCCAGUUUGAAGUGGUCAAAAUCAAUUGAGAAGAACUCAAAAAAAGCUAAUGAGGAAGCUACACGAGCUGUUGCUGCAGCUGAGAAGAGGAAAAAAGAAGAAAAGGAUUCUCUUCCCAUUGCGUCAAAGAGCAGAAAUCAUGUUUCUCGUGAACGGAUAUUUCGUAUUGGUUCAGAGCGAUACAAAAUGGAUCCAACAAGGAGGACCCUUCACAGGAUUACAGAAGUAGAACCAUUGUCUUCGGUUGUCCUCGAUUCUGAGAAGAAUGCUAAGAGAUCUUAUGUUCCCAGGAGACUGUUGAUUGGCAAUGAUGAGUAUGUUCGAAUUGGCAAUGGUAAUCAACUGGUCAGAGAUCCGAAAAAGCGAACACGUGUCCUGGCAAGUGAGAAGGUUCGAUGGAGUUUGCGUACUGCCAGAUUGCGAAUGGCUAGAAAGAGAAGAUAUUGCCAGUUUUUUACUAGAUUUGGAAAAUGCAACAAGGAUGAUGGGAAGUGUCCCUACAUCCAUGACCCCUCCAAAAUAGCAGUCUGCACUAAAUUUCUGAGUGGUUCAUGCUCCAAUCCUGACUGCAAAUUGACUCACAAGGUUAUCCCUGAGAGGAUGCAAGAUUGUUCAUACUUUCUGAAAGGCUCAUGCUCUAAUGAAAAUUGCCCUUAUAGACAUGUAAAUGUGAAUCCCGAUUCAACUGUGUGUGAAAGUUUUCUCAGAGGUUACUGUGCUGAUGGAAAUGAGUGCCGGAAGAAGCACACCUAUGUCUGUCCUGCUUUUGAGUCAACGGGUGUCUGUCCUCAAGCGUCUACGUGCAAGCUUCAUCAUCCGAAAAAGAUGGAGAAGAAACCUACAACUGAGCCAAAGAUUGUACGAGGCCGAUACUUUGAUGGCGGGCUCAUAGGAGAUGCUGACUGCUGUAUGGAUACAACUGAGAAGCUAUCUGCAAAAGGUAAGGAUGAAAGCGUUUGCCAUGAAGGAAAAUUUCCAGAUUAUAUUAGCUUAGACGUCAGUGAUGAGGAAAUGGACCAUAUACUAGGCCCGAGACAAGUGUGUGAUGACAUCAUGCAAGAUGCACAUUAGUCUAACUAUGAACAGAGACAGUGAUGGAUUCAUCCCCUGCAAUUGACAGCCAGGAUGAUAUCACAGCAAAGUAAUGGAAGAAACUCAUAGGUAGUGCCUGACUGAUUGGAGUUCUUUUGUGAUUUAUGCGUUCUAAGUUUUACUAUAGGUUGGUAGGUUAUAGGUGUGUAGGUAUAGGAUGAGAUUUUGUAUAGACUUUGUAAGAACAAAAUUGAGCAAUGAAAUUUGAGUUUGCUGAGUUC